CCUGAUAGGACCGUUUAAAAUUACAUGUAUAUUACGUCAAGUUGUAUCUUAACCUCGAGAAUCUCAAUUAAUACAUUUGUCAGUUAUUUUAUUCUCCAAGAUAUGUUGUUUCUACGUGAUGUUAUGUUAUAAAUGAUAAACGUUGUUAAUUGUUGAGUUUUUCUUUUGUUUGGUAUUGUAAAUAAUCGGUAACUUUCAGUCAUUUUUGAAGAGCACAGGUGAGCAUGCAUCAUCUGUAAUCCCUAUAACGGUAGAGACAUAAAAUGCGAAGAAAAAUGGAGCAAAAUUUGAUUUGGAGUAAAAAAAUGACAAUCACUUGCUGCUAAAAUACACCAUCACUUUGAUUGACAACUGGAGGAAGAGAAAGAGGAGGUGGAAGGCGAAUGAAUUUAAAAAGAAAUAAAGUAGUGCAAUAAUUCGAAUGGUGAAGUAUAAUUGAAAAAAAGUGAUGACGAUACACAAAUCUGUAUCAGCAACCAUUAGAAAUAGUAUUGGUUGUUUGCAAGUGUUAUGCGCAAAGCUGGUUGUUGUGAAAAAUAUGAAGAUAUUAGUAGUAGCUGGAUACUGGUUGGAAAUAAUAAGGACAGUGGUGGCGUGGAUACUGGUGAUGCUGAUGCUGAUCCCGGUGGUGUUGGCACACGGUCGAUCUUGAGUGCCGAGUGUGGUUACUUCUCCUCUACUCGUCUCAUCCAACUUGUCGUUGUACUCAGUGAAAUAUGUAUGUAUUUGUGUACUUGUGAUCUGUCUGUGCGCCUGACUAUGUGGCCCGACACGAGAGUGAACCGACCAAGUGGCCGAACCAAGCCGAGGAAGAGAACCGCGGCACUCGUUCAGUAGUUUCUCGGACGGCGCACCGGCAUCAUCCGACCUCCAACACGAGAGAUAACCCCCUAUCUUAUGUGUGUGUGUCUCCCACCCCCAUUAUCAUAUGGAAUUUUUUUAUGAACGAAAGUAGCGCACGUGACAAUCCGCAACUUUCAUUUUCUGUCUUCUUUAGAAUUUAAAAAAAAAUAUUUUUUUUUUUUUCAAAAAUUAACUUAUUUAUUUAUUUCUAUAUCAAAGUCACUAUGAAUUUUUUUUAAAAUGUGAGUUUUUAUUAGAUAAUAAAAUUUAACUCACUUUUUCUGUUAUUAUUUAAGUCAAUUUGAUCGAUUUUAUCCUAUCAAAUGAUUUAUUUGACUGUACUCUCAUUCAAAAAGACAACGUGUAGUGACUUGAAAUGUGAAUCAAAUCAAGUGAUGAUUUGGCUUGGAUAUAAUAGACCUGUGACUAGUGUAUCGUCGAGGUAAUUUGAUAAGAUGGGCUUGUAUUGGGACAAUGUAGUAUACAUCACAUAAGUUUCACAUUGCGGAACAAUAAAAUACUGAAUAACCGCAAAUCUUAUCGAUCAUCUGGUGCUUAACUUCAAUCGCGUUCAAUCGAACAAGGUGGAAAAAAAGAGUGGAAGACCCGUUAAGGUGAUACGACAUAUACGUGUUGGCAGUACUUUUUUGCAAUUGAUAGAUCGUAGUAUAGAGAAGAAGAAAAGACGAUUAAAAGAAACAGUAAAUCGAAAAAAUCCAAGGAAUAAGUUCUGUCUACCGCAGCUAAGUAACAUCUCUGAAGAGGUAACUUUGAAGAAACUCCAUCCAGCUUACAAUAGUCUCAACUAAGAAUAUUCCUGUUUCACUUCAAGAAUAGACAAAUAUUUUACAUUAUUCGCUCAAAAUUUGCUUCUCUUUGACGAAAUGUUUAAAUUAUUUCUCCACUAUUCAAUAUACUGCACUAUAAACAUUUUAACAUUGAAAGAGAAUAUUAAAAUCAAUUAUUAUUGAUAAUGUCUUUUUCACAUAUCAAUCAUCAACGAUCAGAAUGAUGCAAGAUCGUGAAAAAAUCCAGGCUCGAAUAUUAGCGAGCCGACAGCAAUUUAGCUGUCUUGUAGUGGAAAAUAGGCAAAUCAAUAAGUCGGUAUUAUCAUUGAAGAUAGAAUAAUAAGAGAUAACGAGAGAAUAAAAAAAAAACGAAGAAGGAGGUUGUUAGAAGAGUUUAGAUGAGAACGUCAUGCUCGGUGAGAUCGACACGGGCGAUCCAAAAGUGGUGAAGUAUAAUCCCGAACGUUCACGAUCCAUCCCCAUUACUACACAAAGCAAUUAUUACAUAGAGAAUCCUAUCAAUCCAUACGAUGUAUGUGCUUCGCUACAAGGACUCUCCAGGGAAGCGUGGAGGGAACAAAAUUGCCAACGAUCAAGCUCUCAACAUCAAAGAAAAUCUCAAAAGUUGUGCACUUCUAACGCUUCGAUGGGAGGAAAUUUUGUUAAAAAAUAUUCAAGUAAUGAGAGCUGUAGUAAACUUAAUGAAAGUAGUGCAGUCAAUAGUGAGUGUCAAAUUAUAAAUAUAAGUCAAUCAUUGACACGUUUACAUCUGUAUUUUGACGUUAAAAAACCACUCUUGGGACCCUUUAUAGAGUCUCCAACGAAGUCUAGUCAACGCUUCCGUGUAUUGAGAGAUUCCAAAGGAACAAGUAGAAAUAGAAAUAAAAGAAAAAAAAGAAGAAGACGACGAAGAAGAAGCAGUAUUGACGGUGAAGAGGAUCAUCAUAGAGUGGAAGAGAAUACAUGGUUAGUGAGUUCUAAUGAAACAACAAGUGUUGAGUGUGACUUGAAGGACAAUUUUAAAAAAUCUGAAACGUGGCAAAGGACAAAGAUUCCAUCUGCUAGACGAUUUUACCUUCAACUAGCUUUCUUACUUUUUCUUAUUGCAUUUGGAGGACAUUCUGGGGUUGGUAUCGGGGUCAGAGUACCUCGGUCAAGUGUUCUCGGGAUUAUUACUGUUGGGACAAUGUUUGGUGUAGCUACUAAAGCUGCACCUAUUGAUAUAGACGCCGCCAUCAGGGCUGAAAGAUCUGCCAACUUAUCACAUCUCACUGGCACUUCACGAAAGAUACUGAUGUUUAUCAAAAAUCGAUUUCUACAGAUUUUACCGGAUGGCACUGUCAAUGGAACUGAAACGGACAAUGCUGACUACACAAUAUUCCAAAGGAUUUCCGUGUCAAGCGGUCAAUUAAAGAUUCAAGGAGUUGCAACAUGUCUCUACCUCUGCAUGGAUUCUUGUGGUCUGCUUUACGGUUCUCGAGAGUACACUGAAGAUUGUGUGUUCAACGAGACAUUAGAGGCUCAUAAUUAUAAUACUUAUAGUUCAGUGAGAUGGUCAACGCCUCGAAAGACUCUCUACAUGGGGUUAAAUCGUUAUGGUCAACCUCGAAGAGUUCAAGCGCGUGGUCAUAAUUUAGGUAGACUUUCACCUUAUGCAAGAGUCUUGACUUUAGUAGCAUCACCGGACAGACUAGAAACCCUUCAGAAUCGUAUAUUGGGUGCACAACAUAGGGUUCGUCAUCAUCAUGUACAGCAUCAUCAAAAUAUUCAACAAUCGAUUUGUUCUUCUAGUCUGUCUAACCAAGAGAAAGAUAGCAGAGAUAGGUUCAGAUGCAGAAAGAGAAAAAAACGAAAAAAAAGAAGAAGACGCUGUGAGAAGAAUGAAAAAAUGAAUUCUCAUUGUGAAACUCGUGUUGAAGAAGAUAGCAAACGUUGUUCAGAUACUGGUGGUAACGUUGAGAGUUCCGUUGAAUCCAAGAGAUCUUGUGAAGAUGUAGCUAGUGAUGAAUUAUCAAGGAAGCAAAAUUUAAAUACUCCUGCGGUAAAGCGGAAAUCACGAUUAGAAGUAGUUAAAAAUGAUGAAAGAAGUCAUUCAAAAAAGAAAGAUUCGAAAAAAAAGCUUACGAGAAAAGUGAGCUUAGUCGAUGGCGUCGACAACACAGCUGACAUGAAGCAGAAGGGACUGAUUUUCAAGGAGAAUUCAAGCCUGGUAAAAAAGAAAUUUCCUGGAAGAUCGAUAAGAACAACUGUGCCAGCUCCCACAGAGAAUUCUAGUGCUACUUUAGCUACUUGGUUCUUUGGACCUACUACUCAGUCAUCUUGGGACCCAUCCACGAGGUACAAACCACCAAAAAAGACCGUUAAUCAAACAAUGAAAUUAACAAGUCCAAAGAAAAUGGAAACCCAAGUUAUUAGUACACCUUCGUCUUAUGAUAAAAUAAUCAGAACUUCAAAUGUUCCAUCUGUUAUUGUAGAAUUUAGCACUGAAAAUACUAGUCUGCUUUCGCCAACAUUUGAGUCAUCUGAUGAUAUUUUUAUCCCAACAUCUACCACUAGUGAUAUCUCUGAAGAAACAAGUGAAGAAGAUUUUGGAUUAGAUGAUGAUCCAACAGGUACUUCUAGUGAUUAUGGUCUAAUGAUGACAACUAUGGACACAACAUCUCCUGAAAGAACGGAAAAUUAUGCCAAGACUACCACACAAUCGCUUAUGGAAUCACUCGAAAUCAACAGGCCGGUUAUUGACUCCAAUCGAUCAUCAGUUGAUUCAACAUUUCCGUUUAAAAGACUUGCAAUGUGAAAACUUGUCUCAAAAGCUUUUUUCUCUCUUUGUAAAGUGUACAUAACUGAUAUGAAAUUAAUUAAUUCAUUAAUUAAUGCAAUUUACUAUUAAUUCACGUCCCGAAUAAAUAUUUUACACGUUCAAUCUAUAAUUAGUUAAUGAUCUAGUUUUAUUAAAUUACAGGGAAGAUUAUUUUAAUUUAUCAAAAGAUAAUGAAUGAUAGACUUUUUAUUGUUUUUUGAAAAAAAAUUUCUUCGUAAGUUAAAUAAUUAAAAUAAGAGCAACAGUAUCUGGACAAGAGGCUGAUCUUCUCCUCACGAAUCUCGGAAAUCCCGAUACAUUUAUUUAGUGAUUUAUUUAUUGAACAUUUAUUUAUUGCGUAAAUCCCAAUCAAUAAUUGUGUGUGUAUGUAUAUGAGCUAUGUAUGCGAAAAUGGAAAAAACUCAAAAUCAAUCACUGGUCUUAGGUAUCGCUUAAAUCCAAUUAAAGUAAAAUUCAAAAGAGAAGAAAAAAAUGAUAAUUAUAGAAAAAAAAACUUUGGUUAAAUAUUUUUUAUCCUUUACCCCACUGUUAGAAUUAAAUUUCUUUGAUUGAUAAAAAUAUCAUAACGAUAUUUGAAUCGAUACCUAAACUCAGUAUUAAUGCAAAAAGACGUAAUUCCUGAUGUAAAUAAAAAAAUCAGUUUAAAAAAAAAAUUAUGAAAAUGGUUUCAAAUGCUGUAAAUAUAAUAAAACUUGCAAUGUGAUUUCAGUUAAAAGUACUGAUCCCACACUGCCAUUUGAUUACAAUAAUGUAUUUAAUCACACAGACUGAUAAAAAUAAAAUACUAUCAAUAAUAAUAUUAUACAAGUAUUUAAUUAUGAAGUUGACAAUGCAAUGGGGAUAUAGAAUACCCAAUAUUAAUUCAAAAUUGUCGCAAUAAAUAAUAAUAAUAAUAAUUGUAAAUAUAAAUUGUGAAUAUAAACCAAUUAAAUAUUUCAGUUGUUUUUAAUAUUGACAUUAGUAAUCAUU
Molecule: messenger RNA, 5421 nt
Organism: Chelonus insularis
Lineage: Eukaryota; Metazoa; Arthropoda; Insecta; Hymenoptera; Braconidae
Gene: bnl
Product: branchless
Exons: 4
Coding region: 2041-4428 (795 amino acids)
Biological process (GO): fibroblast growth factor receptor signaling pathway; cell differentiation; positive regulation of protein phosphorylation
Cellular component (GO): cytoplasm
Molecular function (GO): fibroblast growth factor receptor binding; growth factor activity
Source: RefSeq, a predicted model, not a curated record